CAUGCAUCUUCAAGGACACGAACGGAACAUGCAAUUGCAUCCCUUAUUUCAAUUAUCUACAUGGUAUUUGGUACUGUAGAAUAGAAGGAGCGCCCUUCCAUGGUCAUUUGUUAUUUAUUGCCUUCCAAGAUUGUGUCGUUCUAGAUCUAUUUCAUCAUACAUAUCAAUGAUCAUUUUAAAAAUGAUAAGCCAAGUCAUGUCAACGUACAUCAUCCUGCAGUAUGAGCGAACAGCAAGACUACAACACUGUCGCCAACGCUAGAGAUGCCACACAGGAUACGCAAGGACGCACCGUCAUUUCCAAGAUUGAAAGCAUUCUAGAAGAUAUUAUCGAUGCGCUUAGCGAGAAUCGAAUACUCACCAUUCCUCUACGCAGUCGCCGGUCGGGCAACGAGAACUUGAUUCGAUUUCCAGCAAACACAGGUGCCGAAGUAAAGAGAUUCACGUGUCUUCUUCAGAUUCUUCAUAUGUGCCACGAGGCGCUGGUCUCCGGUCACGUCAUUACAAAGAGAAAUAUAUACUACCAGAAUCCAGACCUUUUCGGAAACCAACCAUACGUAGACAACUUAGUCGACGAUGUCGCCUUCACGUUCGGAGUUGGUAGAGAUGUGCUAAACAUUGUUGCCGCCUACAAAGGCCUUGUCGCAGGAAACAUCACUAUCAGGUUGAAGAGUAAUUCUGUAUUGGAUUGCAGUUCCGAUCAUAAUGGUAUCUUGAUUCCACAUGCCGAAACCAUCCAUCAAAUUGAUAUCGGUGAGGCCAAAUGGGUCAUGGUCAUCGAAAAGGAGGCCACCUUCCGUGGACUGGCUGCGUCCCGAUAUUAUGAAACGUCAGCUGCCGGAGCGGGGCUUCUGAUCACAGGCAAAGGUUAUCCUGAUCUCGUCACACGGCAGUUCCUUCACCUUCUCGAUUCUGCCUUUCCCCAAGUGCCUAUUCAUGCGCUCGUGGACUUUGAUCCCAGCGGCAUUGACAUUAUGCUCACGUACAAGCAUGGGAGUCGUAGUCUCAGCCACGAAGAGAAUAUCACAACACCCAGGCUUUCGUGGCUUGGACCCAAAGGUUGCCAUAUUCUAGGCCAUACUAAUCAGCGCCCUUCAGUAGGGAACCACUCUCAGACACACCAAUCCUUCGAUUUUACCCCACCAUCUAAUCGAGAGAUGUUAAUACCUCCACCAUCUGUGCCAGUCUCAUCAGCAAAUCCAGUCCAAGUCUUAUCUAAUCUCACUGCCUUUGAUCGACGUAAGGCGACAAAUCUUUUGAGUAGGCUGAUUAAGGAAAACAACGAGAUGACGGACACAAAUAUGGCUGAAAAUGGACUAGUAUGUGAGUUGCAGCUAAUGCUAAUGUUAAACCUCAAGGCCGAGAUUCAAGCUGUAGAUGAUGCUGGCGACCUGACUGGCUGGUUGGACGAGAAACUUUCGGAUGGACAAUACUGAUCGAUCAAGUGAGUCGCAUAAAUAUGGUAUCCAGCGCUACUUCUUGAUUGUAAUACCCUAUACCUCUACUUAAGUUGAUAAAUGAGUUCACAAUCAAUAACAUUGACUAGGUAAGUAUUGUGACCUUAGGAAAGAAGUUAUUAAUUUUUGCUGUCACGUGAUCUUUUGCAAUUCACCGUGCUAGCGUAUGCA
Messenger RNA from Annulohypoxylon truncatum, 1628 nucleotides. RefSeq names its product DNA topoisomerase IV, alpha subunit. Gene Ontology annotation, cellular component: nuclear chromosome. Gene Ontology annotation, molecular function: DNA binding; DNA topoisomerase type II (double strand cut, ATP-hydrolyzing) activity; ATP binding. Gene Ontology annotation, biological process: reciprocal meiotic recombination; meiotic DNA double-strand break formation; meiotic DNA double-strand break processing. The record is from RefSeq and is a predicted model, not a curated record. The coding region runs from base 222 to 1436 and encodes 404 amino acids. Lineage: Eukaryota; Fungi; Ascomycota; Sordariomycetes; Xylariales; Hypoxylaceae. The transcript has 7 exons.